Molecule: messenger RNA, 1157 nt
Organism: Geodia barretti
Lineage: Eukaryota; Metazoa; Porifera; Demospongiae; Tetractinellida; Geodiidae
Source: the annotation of a GenBank genome assembly
CGCGUGUUGAGGGGUUUGUUGGGGAACUGGAAGACGAAGGAGCAGGCACAGAAGGCCGCCAGAGGUCUUCCGAGACGAUGGCCCAUCCCUGGAGUGAAGGAUAUCGUGGUGGUUGCCUCGGGAAAGGGAGGAGUCGGCAAAUCCACAGUCACCGUCAACCUAGCUCUCGCUGCGACCGCUCUGAACAAGGGCCUGUCUGUAGGACUACUGGAUGCUGAUGUGUACGGACCUUCGAUUCCUCGCAUGUUGAACCUGUCUGGGCGCCCAGAGCUCAGCAAUCAGGACAAGAUGCUGCCUCUUGUCAACUAUGGGAUCAAAUGUAUGUCAAUGGGGUUCCUAGUGGAGGAGAAGGAUGCCAUUGUGUGGAGAGGACUCAUGGUGAUGUCUGCAGUCCAGAAGCUGUUGAGGGGAGUUGACUGGGGUGAGCUGGAUCUCCUGCUAGUCGACAUGCCUCCUGGCACGGGAGACACACAGCUCACCAUCUCUCAACAGGUCCCCAUCUCAGGAGCGGUGAUAGUCACCACUCCUCAAGACGUCGCUCUAGCAGACGCCAGGAGAGGAGCUCAAAUGUUCAGAGACCUCCACACCCCGGUCCUGGGUGUGGUCCAGAACAUGAGCCACCACGUCUGCUCGCAGUGUGGCCACACCUCCCACCCCUUUGGGAGAGACGGAGCCGCCCGGCUGGCCUCCGAGAUGAACCUUGAACUCCUGGGUAAUCCAAGACUGUCUAUGUAUCUCUGGAGAUACCGUAUGUAGCAGUAAACGAUUUUCGUUGGUUAUUAACCAUGUGUGAACAUUUUGUAUAGGAAGUUCGCAUUUCCUAGAGAAAUUUUUUCGUCCUCAGAUCGGAGGGUAGUGGACCUGGUAUUAUACAGGAAAUGUUGUAUUCUCUCAGCCUGUGGCUCUCUUCAUCUUGGAUCAUCUCUUUUGCUACAGGAGAUGUGCCCCUCCACCUGGAUGUGAGGGAAGGAGCUGACAGAGGGUCUCCAGUGCUAGCUACUCAACCCCACCUCCCCCCUCUCCUCUGCCUACCUCUCCAUAGCCAGCAGGGUCCUGGAGAAACUGUCACACCACCAGUCACCUCACAAUGAACACAGCUAACCUAUAUAUACCUGUCUGUGUGUAUUGCAGCUACACUUUCAUUACUACACUGACAU